GUGACGGACAUGCACAUGGGAGGAAGGCUGCACCACUCUCACACCAUCCUCGCCGCGCUCUGCCCACUCGAGUCUCUCCUUUGCAACCGCCCUUAGAAACCGCGAGACCGCCCUCAACGUGUCCGCAUUGAACUUUCCUUUGUAAUUUCUCCUGACCCGCGGCUUCCGGACACAGGCGCCCGCUGCGUGCCUUCUUUCUCAGCUCCUGGAUCUGACGUCCGCUGCUCGCACCUCUUCCUACACCGCCGGAAGAGCUGCAAUUCUCCUCGCACCCCGUUGUUGCACGUUCGCGACACAAAAUGGCGGCCGCGAACACGUCAUACGAGCUCCCGCCGCUCCCUGAAUACACCCUCCGACCGCAACCACCGCUCCUCUCCUGGAUAUCCGAUGAAGCCCUUGCAGCCGCGCUCCCUGUCGUCGCAUACUGGGCUGUGUCUCUAGUCUACCAUCUAAUCGACGUCUACGACCUAUUCAGCAAAUAUCGGCUACACACUCCCGCCGAGGUGCUGAAGCGCAACCAUGUCACACGAUACGAAGUCUUCCGGGACGUCAUAAUUCAACAAAUUAUUCAAACAUUCGCUGCCUUGGCCCUGUCGUGGUAUGAUGAGGUGGCACACAUUGGAAAAGCCGACUACGAUAUCGCCUGGUAUGCGCAGAAGCUGCGUCUCGCGCAACGGGCUGUUCCUGUGGUUCUGUCGGGCGUCGGCGUCAACUCAGCUGCAUUGGCGGCCAAGGUGGCUGCGUCACAGCCAGCCCUCGCCGGUGUUCUUCGAGGCGGGCACUACUUCCACGAAUCGGUUGCGCCCGCUUUUGCAGGGUGGGAGCUGGCCGUUGCAAGUGCUCUCUACUGGUAUGCCAUUCCCGCGCUGCAGUUCACGGCUGGCAUCAUCAUCAUCGACACAUGGGAGUACAUGCUGCACCGCGCCAUGCACAUGAACAAAUGGCUGUAUGUUACCUUCCACUCCCGCCACCACCGACUCUACGUACCGUACGCCUACGGUGCCCUCUACAACCACCCCUUCGAGGGAUUCCUACUUGACACGCUCGGCGCCGGCCUUGCCUACCUUGUGACUGGCAUGACCGUCCGACAGUCUUGGUUCUUCUUUUCUGGCUCGACUAUCAAGACCGUCCUGGACCACAGCGGCUACGAGUUCCCCUACGACCCGCUCCACUGGAUCUUCCCCAACAACGCCGCUUACCACGACAUCCACCACCAAAGCUGGGGCAUCAAGACCAACUUCUCGCAGCCCUUCUUCGUCUUCUGGGACAGAAUCGGUGGCACCAUGUACACAGGCAACGUGGAGGAGAAGUACGAGCGCGCGCGCCGCAUAGCCGACCAGAAGGUCGCGCAGGAGGAAGAGAACAAGGCUAAAGCGAUGCCGAACGGAUCCGCUGUCGCUUCGGCGAUUGAGUUGGACGAGAACGUGCGACCGCAGCAGAUCUCUGCGCCUCGCAGCACGCGGCGGAAGGCCUCCAGUAUAUCACAGUCGCCAGCCGACAACUUCAAGGGCCUACGGAACAAGGUCAAUGAGAGUCUGCACGGGAAGAGGGCGAAUGUUUUGGGUGUCGAGAGCUCGCACUAAACGCGAUUAAUGUCUAAUUCUUCUUAUGUAUAUCCUUUGUUUCUUUGAGUUGAGGUGAGCUGAUUUCCUCGAUGUAUUACUUGUGCUUGAGAGCGGAUGCUCGAUUGAGUGGUAUGGAGAUUAAGAUUCCGGGGAGUAAGAGGGUAGACUUGAUCCGCUCCUCGUUCGCUAUGUAUUCUAGAGUGGGAUUUGGGCAUCUGGGCGGUGACCUGGACUGAAUUUAUGGCGCUCGUUUGUAUGAUCACAUGUUGUUCUUCU
Molecule: messenger RNA, 1841 nt
Organism: Paraphaeosphaeria sporulosa
Lineage: Eukaryota; Fungi; Ascomycota; Dothideomycetes; Pleosporales; Didymosphaeriaceae
Product: sphinganine hydroxylase-like protein Sur2
Exons: 2
Coding region: 300-1583 (427 amino acids)
Biological process (GO): lipid biosynthetic process
Molecular function (GO): oxidoreductase activity; iron ion binding
Source: RefSeq, a predicted model, not a curated record